This is a messenger RNA of Prinia subflava (tawny-flanked prinia), 3959 nucleotides long. It is a transcript of the gene FAM174C, whose product is annotated as family with sequence similarity 174 member C. Gene Ontology annotation, cellular component: extracellular region. The record is from RefSeq and is a predicted model, not a curated record. The coding region runs from base 128 to 709 and encodes 193 amino acids. NCBI's taxonomy places the organism in Eukaryota, Metazoa, Chordata, Aves, Passeriformes, Cisticolidae. The transcript is spliced from 3 exons.
GGAGGAAGAUGACCCUGAGUGGAAAAUGGCGCCUCUGACGGACGGGGUGCUGCAGUAAGGGAGAAAUGGCGGCCCCGCCGAGGUGGCCGCAACCCGUGAAGGGACAACAACGACCCUGAAGGCAAAAAUGUCGGAGCCCCGCAGCGGCUCCGUGAGCGGGUCACGGCCGGCCCGGAACGGCGCAGCCCCGGAACCCGCGAGCGGCUCCGCGGGGCCCGGGCGGUGCCUGCGGCGCGCGCACCGUCCCGGCGCCUUCCUGCGGCCGCCGCUCCCGCUCCGCCGCCCCGGCCCGGCCAUGCCGCGCCUCCUCCUCCUCCUCUUCCUCCUCAUCCCGCACCUCGGCCGCGCCGCCUCGCCCAGCCCGGGAAACAGCACGGAGCCGCCGCGGGCGGCCACGCGGAACGAGACGCAGACGGAGUCGGAGCACGAGUCCGGGCCGAGGCUGUCGGUGGGCUCGGGGCUGCCGGUGCUGAGGCGGGCGGUUUAUGUGCUGAGCGUUGUGUCGGCGCUGGCUGCGCUUUAUUUCCUGCUGCGGGCGUUCCGCCCCAGGUCCGAGGGCGCCAGAAACGAGCCCAAAACUCAUUUCAGGUUGAAGAAGCCCCAGAGGAAGAAGUACGGGCUGCUGUCGAGCCAGGACGAGAACAUCGAGCUGGGCUCCCUCGACAGCGAUGAGGACACCGUGUUUGAAACCCGCAACCUGAGGCGAUGACUCGGGACCAGCAGCAUCGGCUGCCUGGAAUGAUGGAGGCUCCAAUCCCAGUGGAAUCUCCAGUGCUCAAGUUUUAUAUCUGCUUACAGUGACUUAAUUAACAAUUCGAGCCCUUCCAUAGCUGGGGCAGGGGAGAGGGGACCAAACCUGUUUAUUUCAUGUGUAUUUUUGGGGAUGUUUCUGGGGAAAGGUGGGAGCUGUUCACUGCACGGGGAAAGGCUGAGGUAAGGGAGAUGCUCCUGGAUGAUUUUCAGCCUGAAAUCUGAGCUCAAGAGCUGCUCCUGUGCCUCACAUCCCUCUCUCCUUGCCCUGGAAGCAUCACAUUCCUUUUCCAGGCUGAUCCCCUUUCCUUCACGCAGUAUCAGGUUACUUCUUUGGGAAGUGUCUCUGUAAUCAGCUCCUGGGAGGAGCUGGGAGAGCUCUGGGUGUCUGUUACACAAACAGGGGUGGGAGGGUGAUAAUCCAGACAGAAGAGCUUUGGGAAGGAGUUAAACGAGUACAAUUUUGCAGGAUUGGCAGUUACUGGGAUAAUCCAGGUCAUUCGUGGGUUUACAGAUGUGUUUACAAACAAAGGGGGCCACAACCCAAAGGAAUAUUUCUCCAAAAGAGCCACCAAAAGGGCUGGGAAUGCCUGGACUCUGCCCAGCCUCAGUUGUGAGGUCACCAGGGACACGUGUGACACCAGGGACACGUGUGACACCAAGGACACGUGUGACAUCUGCCAAGCUCUGGAUUUUGUGAUACCUGAGUUGGAGCUGGGUGUGAGCCAGGGAGUGUCUUGGAGCAGCAGAUGACUGGAAAAGGGGGAUCCCAACCCCUCUUGGCUGUGAUUCAGGACAGUCCUGGCUGUGUUAUCUCCUCUCCAGGACCCUGGAGUUUCACUCCCUUGGCUGAUACUCAACUGGGAUCUUUCCUACAGCCCAUUGUUAGGUGGAUAUUUAGGAUCUGAUUGUGUAGGACCGAAGGUGAAUGUGUCAGGAGGUUGUUGUUGGGUGGAUCUGCUGCUAAACCAGUGAAAACUUGGUGCCAAGUGCUGCUGUCCCUGGCCUUUCCUUGGAAACUGGCAGCACAUUCCCACUUCCCCCCAAGCUGGUAGUGCCUUUGUUUGGAAAACCUCAGGGACUUGCCCUGCGGGCAGGGAGGGUCCCUGUGGCACCUUUUAGGGUGAAUAUUUAGAAUAUUCACCUUUAGGGUGAAUAUUUAGAAUGUCUUUGGCUCCUUUCCCUUGGCUCAAAAAUCCCCUGUGGAUCAGGGGCAGGGAUGACACUUGGAGAAGGGGCAGGGAUGUGCUGAUCAGGGAGAGAGGCUGGGGGGAUCUCUGAGGUGCUGAGGGAGUGCUGGGAUCCUCUGCUUUGUCUCUUCAGGACAGGUGAGGUUUCCUGGGGAAAUCCCACCCCCAUGGCAGCUCUGUCUUGCAUGUGCACAAAGGAUUUUAAAACACACAUAUAUAUAUUUUUAAUAACAUUGCCGUGUGCACACAGUGCUUGGAUGUGCCCUGUUUUCCUGUCCUUUGGGUCGUUUCACGCUUGUUUUGGGUGUUCCCUUCUUGUUGUAGCUGCUGCAAACGGGGGCAGGCAGAGGUUCCAUGUGGGAAUUGCUGGGAUGGCUCCAGCUGAAGCUUCCCUGGGGAUAAUCUGUGAUCCAUGGUCAGGGAUCUCUCUCGAUCCUGCAGAGCUGCAUGUGCUGGUAAUUCCCUUUUAUUCCUUCUGCAAAGUUGUUCCUUGUGCUGUUGAAGCCAGAUGAGCCUGAUUUUCCCAAUCCACUGCCAUGCCCAGUGUUUGACCAACACAUUCCUCAUCCUUUCCUUUACCUGGAGUGAUGAACCUGAGCUCCCCUCUUGUUGGACAGGUGGGGUUUGCAAUUCUCAGGUUUCCUCACCUCGCAGGAGUGGAGCAUUUGUUUAAUGUUAAAUGAUUCGGAGCAGAGGGAACCUCAAGCAGUAGGUCCUGCCCUGAAAAUAAUUCUGCUGGAAUUAAUUUUGGCUGGAACAGAUGUUUGUGUUUGAGCAGGGAAAGGCGUGGAGCAGGCUGGGCUGUGCUCUGUAGGUACCAGGGAAGGAAAUUGAGGUGCCAGCCUGGAAUUUCUGCACCACUUCCAUGUUUUCAGAGUCCUGCUGGCCGCCUUUAAAGGGUGCAGGGAACAGAGGUCCUUGUGGGGCUGUCACUUGUCCUGGUCUUGGGCUGGAGACAGGUUGGAGCUGUAAUCAGGGACUCUGUGAAGCUGUUUCCACUUCCAUCCAGCCCCUCAGCAGCAGCUGCCAUCUGGAUUUACCCCUUGCAGAGUGUGACAUUCCAUCCCUGCUUCCCUCUCAGUCCUUGGAGGCCUUUCCUAAGAGGAGGAAACCAAGUGACAGAUCUGAGACUCCUUGGGGUGUUCAGCACGAUCCCAUUUCCCCAGGAGGAACCAGCUGGAGCUGUCACUUCCUGCAGGGUGAGCAGUGCCAGGCCAGGGCAGGUGUUUUUGGGGUGGAUCCUGCUAAUAACAGCAGCUUUGAACACCUCAUGUGACAUUUCCACAAAGGACCAGUUCAGGUGUUCCUUCCAUUACUCUUUCAGUCUCUCCAUGUGUAUUUGGUACCCUCAUUUUAGGUCUGUUUGCACCAUUUGGAUCUUCCAGUACCUUUCCAGGUUUAGUUUUUCGGGCUAAACACAGGAGUACAAACGGACCUGCCUGUGCCUGGCCCUGGGCAGGCUGAGGCCUCACCAGCCACUGCUGCACUUUCCUUUCUCCUGGAUGGAUCAGGGUGUUUUUGGAGGCUCCAUGUGCAUGUUGGUCUGCAGGAUUCCUCCUCAUCCCAGCCAAAAGGAGCCAGGACCACGAGCUGUAACAGCCACCACCCGUGUGCGACAUGACUGACUACAGCAAUCUGCUCUGAAUUAAGCCAAAGCCAAUUUUCUGAAGUUUACAUCAUCCCUGUGUUAUCUUGGAGGCUUUCUGGGAUGCUCUGCUGCUGAUUCUGGCCCUUGGCAGGGUUAAUGGGAUCUGUGGGAGCGGGGUGAGAUCAGCUCUGUGGGUUUUGUUGUGUGCCUGGGAUGGGACCUGCAGCCCUGGCAGUGCUGGGAGAGGGGCCUGUGGUGGCAGUCAAUAAACAGCACUUGAGCAUGUUGCUGUCUGAACUCCCCAAGGAGCAGCUCGUGUUUCACCCCCUUGGAACUGCUGAUCUGUCUUUAAACAGCCGUUGGCCCUGUAUUGAUCUGUGGUUUUCUUGUCAUUGUACCUGGAACCGCUGGAAUAAAACAUUCCAGCCCAC